Colletotrichum truncatum is the source of this 813-nucleotide messenger RNA. Its product is annotated as putative acetyltransferase. The record is from RefSeq and is a predicted model, not a curated record. NCBI's taxonomy places the organism in Eukaryota, Fungi, Ascomycota, Sordariomycetes, Glomerellales, Glomerellaceae.
AUGGGCUACGCUAUCUUACCAGCACUGAUCCCUGAUAUUCAGAAGGUCUAUGACACCUAUUUCAAAGCCUUCAAGGGCGAUGCCAUGGGCGAGCUCAUGGUACAAAUUCUCUUCCCCAGCGGAACGGAGUCAGAAGAAUUCCGCAAAGCACAUGCGGCUGGUACCUUGUCCUGGUGGCAUCAAUCCGAUACACAAUACACCUACAAGUGCGUCGAUACCGAUACGGGAGAAAUCGUCGGCAUGGCUCUCGGCGACAUUUAUCUGAAAGAGCGCAGCGAGGAAGAACGCAAGAACCACGGCGUUAGCUGGCUUGAGGGAAAGGAGAGGGAGCGCGCCGAGGCUGUCCUGAACCCAUUGCACGAGGCUAGAGAGAAGCUGUUUGGCGGGCGCCGCUACAUCUAUACCCAUGUUAUUGCUAUCGACCCGAAACACCAGGGCAGAAAGGCCGGUGCACUUUGGUGCAAGUGGGGAAUGGAUCUCAGUGACAGUCUGGGAAUCCCCAUGUACUUCGAGUCAUCGCCUUCCACCUACAAGCUGUACGAGAAGAUGGGCUACGAAACCCUGGAUGAGAAAAUUGUCCACAAGCCUGAGGUGACUGGGGCCCCUCAUGACACCGAAGUACCUUUGAUGGUUAAGAUGCCUGCAUGUGCCGGCGGCAUGACCUUCAAGGAGUGGCGUGCGGCAGGUUACCCCCCUUUCAGCGAGGUUAAGAGGGUACAGGCUACACCCGUGGUCAACAUUGUUGCGGGUGAUAAGAAGGCUGGUAGCGGACCUGUGGCCAUCGAUGUCCAGGUCCAGGAAGUGCAGGUUUAG